GGCCGGCGGAUCCUCAGCUCAGCUGCUCCGCCACGCCGCGCUACACGGCUGAUGGAGCCCUCAGAGACUAGCCCAGCCGCCACCACCACCAUUGAUUCCCUCAAGGACGACAACAUCGAGGACAUCCUGCUGCGCCUCCCGUCGCCGGCCUCCCUCGCUCGAGCCGCGCUCGCCUCACGCCGCUGGCGCGGCAUCGCCUCAAGCUCCCCCUUCCUCCGCCGCUUCCGCGAGCUCCACCCCCGGUCACCCAUCCUCGGCCUCUUCGCCUCCCAGCCGGACCUCCAGCAGCUCCCCAUCUUCCACCCCGCGGCCGCCGUCCGCUCCGACCCAGACCUCAAAGCCGCCGCGCGCGGGGGCGACUUCCUGCUCACCCGCCUUGAGGACGACCCCGCGUGGCGCUUCCGGGACUGCCGCAACGGGCGCCUCCUCCUCUGCCGAGGCGGCGACUCCCUCUCCCUGUACGACCCCGUCUCCCACCGGCACGUCGCUGUGCCCCGUCCGCGGAACGACGAACCACUCCUCCCUGUACCACUACCACCUGGAGCAGCGGAGUACAUAUGGGACUGCUUGCUGGACGGCCAUGGAGAAUUCCGCGUGGUCACCGUGCAGCGAGACGGCCAAAGGUUGCGAGCCAUGGAGUACGCCUCCCGCACGGCCGAGUGGGGCAUCCACCCGUGGGUGGACGGCAUCCGCAUGCCUGCGCAUGCGCAGAGCAUGCGACCGAUGCUCGCUGCGGCGGCCGGGCUUAUCUUCUGGAGAUAUGACCGGAACUCCUCGCUCUUGCUCGACACCAGCACCAUGGCAUUCUCCAUCGUCCCUCUCCCAGUUGCAAUAGCAACGCAGACGAUGAUGCCGCCGGGAGCAUACGCCAUCGGAGACACCGAGGAGGGUGUGUGUUGCCUUUUGCAUAUCGUCGGCAGGACUACGCUGCAAGUGUGGCUACUCAAGAAGAACGACGGCGACGGCGGGCAUGCGUGGGAGUUGGAGAAGCAAAGCCAUAUAGGCUGGCUGGACAGCUUCAACCGGCGGUUCGGCGUCCAUAUGGUGGCUGCUGGAAUGGCAAUUGUUUACUGCAUGAGUUGCAAGUUUUCUCACUUUGUCAUCGAUCUCAAGGACCUAAGCCUCAUGGAAAAGUUCCGUUGUCACCGAACCAUGGCGUACCCUUUCCAAAUGCCAUGGCCACCUGCUGCGUUGGUACCUACUUCUCCGUGUGAGCGACCCACCACACCCCAAACAUAUGCUUGCGGAGAUGCUCAAAAUCAACACGAAGCACCCUCUUCUAGUAGGAAGCGCAAGAGCAAUGAUGAAGCGGCCAACUUGAAUAAAGAAGGCGAUCAACUCUUGUGCGUUUAAACCCCUUGUGAGCAAAAUAUUCCCCGGCUAUUCCUUGAUAUGUGCAAGUUGGAAAUACGAUAAACUCUGUACUUAGGAAGAGAUUUCUAUUGACAAGCAUAUAUUCCUUUUGGAGAAACAUAGCCAAAAUUUCAAAAUUAUGAUUUUUUACUGAAAAUAUGUAUGUGCAUGGCACACAAGAUUGUAAGAAACACAACCUAUAUAUCAACUUCU
Aegilops tauschii subsp. strangulata is the source of this 1566-nucleotide messenger RNA. RefSeq lists its product as uncharacterized. NCBI's taxonomy places the organism in Eukaryota, Viridiplantae, Streptophyta, Magnoliopsida, Poales, Poaceae. Gene Ontology annotation, molecular function: protein binding. The record is from RefSeq and is a predicted model, not a curated record.